Messenger RNA from Chanos chanos (milkfish), 3833 nucleotides. RefSeq names its product HEAT repeat containing 6 (gene heatr6). Lineage: Eukaryota; Metazoa; Chordata; Actinopteri; Gonorynchiformes; Chanidae. The transcript is spliced from 20 exons. The record is from RefSeq and is a predicted model, not a curated record. The coding region runs from base 109 to 3627 and encodes 1172 amino acids.
ACUGCAUGGGUGUAAGCAUGCAGCUAGGGUUGAUCUGGGGUCUUAUCGUCGUCAAAAGAGCAAAAAUAGCGUACUCAGUUCUACCUUGAACAUUCAUUCAUUUCGACGAUGGACCCAGGGUCUGAUGCCGACGAGCAGUUUAGUCGUUGUCUGAAAAAACUGCGCUCACUCAGACCGUCUGACAACCCCAGCUUCAAAACUGAGCUUAACCUCCUGUUCGAUCAGCUAAUUUCUGAAAAUUACAGCAUCAGUUUAUCCAGUGGUAACACAAAAUCAGAGGAUGUGGGUGCUCUGCUGGUGCAAGCAAGCCGUCUGGUCCCUCUGAGCCAGGAACAUCUUGUUAUCAAAUUGUGCCAGCUCAUUCACCAUCUUCUGAAUCAGCUGCAGGUGAUUGUAGAUGAACGGACCCUAGAUGUUCUGGUGUCAUAUUCCACACAAGCACUACAUGUCUGUAAUCCAUGGACCCAUUCAGACGUGCUGAUGGCCAUGUCCUCACUGGUGUACGGCAACGGCCCCAGGUGUCAGCGGCACUUUCCGGAACUCCUCGGAAGAGAUGGGAUCCUGGUGCGAUACAGUGAUCCUAGUCAACCAGAUAUAGAGCUGCGGCAUUCUUCUGUACACUGCAUGGCUAAUCUGUGCCUGCCAGUUUCUGGUCAGCCGCACCUUGAUGAACAGUACAGAGGAGUGUGUUUCAGAACGUUCCUGCUGACGCUUCGGUCUCCCAGACCGCCCGGUGUGGAAGACAUUGUCUUCUGUAUGUUAUUGCAGAGUGCUCUGAAGGGAAUGCAGUAUUUUCUCAACGCUGGAAAAUGGAGCGCUGGCUCUGAAGAGGACCUGGGUUCUCUGUUGGCUGUACUCAAGAAAUUCAUGUUCUAUGGCUUGCUGGGGCUGAACUUGGUGAUGCCAGAUGUGCUGUAUCCCGCUCCCCUCCCGCAGUAUGAGGGGCUCCCUGCUGCUAAAGCUGAGGCUCCACAAGAACCAACAACGCCUCACAAACCGGCAGGAGUACGUAAUAAGAAACGGAAAUCUCGUGGACGGGGAAAGAAGACAAGUUCAGAGGGAAAGAGAGAUGAUGGUGGAGAGGAGAAAGAGGAAGAUGAACCGGUCGGCUCUUUAAGAAGUGGAGGAGGAAGAAGAGGAGAAGCGAACAGCGAAUGGUCCCAGAAUUGCGGUUUUCCCAGUUCACCAUUCUCAGCCAGAACAAAUCCACAGCUCUAUCCGUCAUGGAAGAAAGGAAGUUCGGACUCGGAGUUCUCUGACCCUGAAGGAGGAAUGCAGUCAAAAUUAAGGUUAUAUCAGGCACGAGUCAGACUCAGUGCCCUCCACUGCUUCCUCUCUGUGAUAAAAUGUGUAGAAAAGAAGGUUCUGCAUGGAUACUGGCCCUCCUUCAUCCCUGAUGCCCCUGGAGUGGGCACACCCCCUUCCCUCACCCUCCUCACCAUCGCCCUUAAAGACCCCUCCCCAAAGGUACGGGCCGGAUCACUUCAGGUGCUCUCGGCUCUUCUAGAAGGUUCUCGGCAGUUCCUGUCCAUGGCGGAGGACACCAGCGUCCCUCGACAAGCCUUCACUCCUUUCUCUGCCACUCUGGCCGCCAGCUUACGAGAACUGCACCGCUGUCUUCUGUUAGCGCUGGUCGCUGAGUCCUCAUCUCAGACUCUAACACAAGUCAUUAAGUGCUUGGCCCACCUGGUGUCAAACGUGCCCUAUAGUCGUCUGAGACCUGGUCUACUCAGCUCUCUCUGGAAACAGAUCCGUCCCUACAUCCACCACAGAGAUGUGAACGUGCGUGUGUCCAGUCUGACGUUAUUGGGAGCGAUGGUGUCAGCUCAGGCUCCUCUGCCAGAGAUGCAGCUCCUCCUGGAGCAACCGGGCCCCACCACAGCACCCCCCGGGACUCCAGGGGGUGCCACGCCUCAGGAGCUCAGCCAAAACUGGCGUCAGACGCCGAAGAGGGAAAGCCCUGCCUCCCCCGCGUGGCCGGACGCGCCUCGGGAAGGUCCCUGCUGGCUGUUGCGGCUGUGUGCAAGUCUCGUCACGCGACCUCGUGAGGAUUCGCACUCUGACAGAGAGUCUUCGGGAAUCACGUCGGGCGGUCCGCUGGAGCCGUCGCCCGUCCGGCUCGAGGCGCUGCAGGUCUUGGCUCACUUGGUCAAAGGCUACUUCCCUUUGGCUCAGGGCUCUCUGUCGGAGCUAGCUCAGCUUAGUGCCUGCUGUCUUAGAGAACACGAUCCUUCUGUCCAGCUACACGGGGCCAAGCUUCUAGAAGAACUGGGGACUGGUAUUGUCCAGCAGUACAGAGCAGAAGCUUGUACUCCCCAGACUGUGAACCGUGUUCCACUGAGUCAGGUGAUAGAGUUUUGGUCAGAGGUACUGAGUGGGCCUCUGACAGGAGCCUUACAGAAUGAACAACAUCCUGCUCUACAGACCAGUGCCUGUGACACACUCUCCUCCAUCCUGCCUGAUGCCUUCUGCCAGCUGCCUGAUAAAAGUCAGGUGCUGUGUAUAACAGUCUUGCUGGGCCUGACGUACAGUGAGAACUCUUUGGUGAAAGCGGCUGCAGUGAGAGCCCUGGGUGUUUACGUGCUCUUCCCCUGUCUCAGAGAGGACGUAAUGUUUGUUGCGGAUGCGGCAAACGCCAUCCUCAGUGCCCUGGAAGAUCGCUCGCCCAACGUCCGUUCCAAAGCAGCCUGGUCGCUAGGCAACCUGACUGAUACUCUCAUCGUCAACAUGGAGUCUGUUAGCGAGGAUUUUCAGGAGGAAUUCUCGGAAAUGCUUCUUCUGAAAAUGCUGAAGUCUGCGACCAAAGCCUCUGGAGACAAAGACCGGGUGAAAAGUAAUGCAGUGCGAGCCAUGGGAAACCUCUUGCAUUUCCUGCAGCCGGUCCAUUUGAGCCAGCCAGUGUUUGACCAGCCCCUCGAGGAGGCCAUGAGAGCUCUAACAGACACAGUGAAAGGAGACGCCACCAUGAAAGUGCGUUGGAAUGCCUGCUACGCUCUGGGAAACGCUUUCAGGAACCCCUGUCUGCCUUUGGGCACUGCCUCCUGGUCCACGGAGGCCUUCUCUGCUCUCUCCUCUGUUGUCACAUCCUGCAAAAACUUCAAAGUGAGGAUUAAGUCCGCAGCCUCUCUCUCCAUGCCCGCCAAACGUUCUUGCUAUGGGAGCAGUAUUCAGUUUGCCGAGGUGUGGAACGCUUUGGCACAAGCGCUCCAGCACAGUGAAGAAACAGAGGAUUUCUUGGAGUACCGUUACUGCGCAAGCUUACGUGCCCAGCUCUGUCACGGUCUUCUCCAUCUUCUUUCCCUGUGCCAACCUGAGGACAUGGCUGCCUUGGGCUCGUCGCUCGCCGGCGACUCCGGCUGGGUCAUCCGAGGCUUUCUGGUGCGAUACGUAACCGAAGGGGCGUCGGUGUCUGGGGGCAGCAGCGUUUUGGAAGAUGAUAAAGGACAGUGCGCUGAGCCCCAGGACAGGGUGAAGUUGUUAGCUGAGAUAGUGACUAGAUUGAAAGGACUGGAGUUGAACCCUAAAGCAAACUGCAGAAACAGUCUGCAGACUGUAGUGGGAUUCGUAGAGGACACAAUGAGGAGUUGUGAAGAGACAUUUGUUGCUUGUACUAGCCCAGAUGGUUGACUUGUGCACAUAACACACACAAACACACGCAGUGUUGGACCAUUAGACGGUCUUGUGUGACGAGCUGCAGCAGAUGAUUCAGCAUGAAAGAGGAAAGGCCAGAUGACGUUGUCUCUGGGUUAAAUACUAGAAUGGCGUGGAUUUUAGCGAAAGUUUAAUGGAUUGGAACAGGAAUGGUCCAAUGCGGUUCUUAUGCAUCGUCCACG